UUUAACUAACGUCAAAAGUUUAAAAUUUGUGUGCGAAUAUUUUACGAAAUAAUUUAAAUUAUAAUAGUUAUUAAAUCCCUAACUAGCUAUAAAUUUAUAUAGAUAAUUAUAUUAUUGUGCGCUUUUAAUAUAGAAUAAAUCAAAAUCCUUAUGAAUUGUGAAAGUUCAUAGUAAAAUAUAUAAGGAAUGUCUGAAGCUAACGCAAAUCAGCUUAUAAGCAAUGAGGAGACUGUCACAGCUGAGCCAAAACCUGAGCCAUUGACGGCCGCUCAACGCGCACGCUCCGAGCGACAGCGACUAAAGGCUCGCGCGCUACGGGACGCGCGACUCAUACAGCGCCCAACCUCGUGCCGUGAAGGAUUGACAGCACCCACUGUAAAUGCACUGGACUCUGGCGGCGGAUUCUUGCUGGAAGAGGAGGAUGAGGCACCAGCACCAAAGCUUGCAGCGCGCCCAGCACCCAUCGUGCACGCCACAGAGCAGCCACGCUGCGUCACUUGCGAACGCCUUUUCCCGCAAUCAUUCCUGUUCGACAACUUUGAUCACCCUGUAUGUGAUGAAUGCAGGGAUAACGGCGAUGAGCACGCGUUGAUGACGCGUACGGAAGCAAAGAACGAGUUCCUGUUGAAGGACUGCGAUCUGGACUCCCGGCCGCCACCGCUACGUUACUUGCGGCGCCGCAAUCCACACAGCUCUCGUUACGGUGACAUGCGGCUAUACUUGCGCGCGCAGGUAGAGGCACGUGCUCUCCUGGUGUGGGGCUCGGAGGAUGAACUGGCUGCUGAGCGCGAGCGGCGUGAGGAAGCCCGCUCGCGUACGCGUUUGCAACGCGACCAUAAGCGGUUGCGUGCACUGAGGCUGGAUGUGCGCUCGAGCCUGUACGACCGGCAGCGCGGCGUGCACACACAUGAGUUCGGCGCGGAGAGCUACGACGAGGCGGCCGACCAGUACUCGCGCACCUGUGCCACGUGCGGACACAUCGAGACCUAUGAGAAGAUGUAGCCAAACAAAUCUGCCCUUGUAUGUGUCAAGUCAGGAACUAGACAGUUGCAUGUUUACAAACUCAUUAUGUGAUAAUCUUCAAUAUACUACCUCUACUGAAUUAUUUAUAAGUUAAAACUCAAUCAAAUAAAAUUUCAUACAUUAA
Molecule: messenger RNA, 1147 nt
Organism: Manduca sexta (tobacco hornworm)
Lineage: Eukaryota; Metazoa; Arthropoda; Insecta; Lepidoptera; Sphingidae
Gene: Xpac
Product: DNA repair protein complementing XP-A cells homolog
Exons: 4
Coding region: 187-1002 (271 amino acids)
Biological process (GO): base-excision repair; UV-damage excision repair; nucleotide-excision repair involved in interstrand cross-link repair
Cellular component (GO): nucleotide-excision repair factor 1 complex
Molecular function (GO): damaged DNA binding
Source: RefSeq, a predicted model, not a curated record